AAAAUCCAACUCUCAUGAACGAUCCUUUAUUACCUAUCAAUUCCCAACCAAAGCGAACCAAGAAGCUUCUUCCUAAAGUGCUUGCAGUCGCUGCCAUAGUGGUGCUUUUCCAAUUGUCUGACGGCUUGUGCCCUAUCAGUGAUAAGAUUGACCCAGCUCCCUACGUUUAUGAUGUAUCAAAAAUUGGCCAGAUUUUGAAAGAUAAGGAGUAUAUCGAUGAGGUAGUGGAAAGGUGGUCUGGGGCCAUUCAAAUUCCUUCAGUUUCCAACGAUGUGAUGGUUAACCCCAACACCACUGAUGAUUUAGAGGAAUUAUACCGGUUAGAACCCGCUUGGAAGCAAUUCACAAAAUUGCACGAAUACCUCGAGAAACAGUAUCCUUUGAUCCACAAACAUUUGAAGGUUGAGAAGGUCAACAAGUUCUCCAUAUUGAUCACCUGGCAAGGUUCUAAUACCAAGCAGAAACCCAUCUUGUUAACUGCUCACCAAGAUGUUGUUCCAGUUCCUGAUGAGACUCUUGAUCAAUGGAAGUAUCCACCAUUUUCAGGGGCUGUUGAUGGUGACAGAAUCUAUGGAAGAGGAUCAGGAGACUGCAAGGACUUGCUUAUGGCGUUGUUUGAAACGGCCGAGUUGUUAUUGAAGGAAGGUAAGUUUCAACCUCAAAGAACCAUUUUAUUUGGAUUUGGCUACGAUGAAGAAAGUCAAGGUACUGGUGCCGUUGAGUUGAGCAAGUUCAUAUUUGAGCGGUACGGGCCAGAGUCUUUAUAUGCUUUGAUUGACGAAGGUGACCAGGGGUAUGUUCAGCAGUUUGGUAGGUAUGUUAUACCAAUUCCAACCGGAGAGAAGGGCCAUUUGAAUUCUGAAAUCGAGUUGUUUACUCCUGGUGGUCACUCGUCGGUACCACCAAAGCACACUAGUAUUGGUAUCAUGGCCAAGUUGAUUGACCGGAUUGAAAGUGUCGAUUUCUCGCCUGCCAUAACCAAUGCAAACCCUUUAAUGAACGCAUUACAGUGUAUGGCAGAGCAUGGACAAAUUGAAAAGUCUUUAAAAAGCGAUAUUAUAAAGGCUGUUUUUGAUGCCAAUGCCAACAAGAAGUUGGUGGAAUACUUAUCAAAAGACCCAUCUACCGAGUUUCUUAUCAAGACCAGCCAGGCAGUAGACAUAAUCCAAGGUGGAGUCAAAUCCAAUGCUUUACCAGAAUAUGUGUCUGUGGUGGUCAACCAUAGAAUCUCUGCAGAAGAAUCUGUCGAGUCCACUAGCAAGAAGAUUCUUGAUGAUAUCAAGUCAAUUGCCACCAAGUUCGACUUGGGAAUUGUAUUUGAAAACAAAACCAUUGUGGAAAAGACUAAAAAUGGCUACUUCAACUACGUCUUGAACGAACUGUUGGAGCCAUCUCCAAUUUCACCCAUUGACACUGCUGCUUGGAAUACCUUCACCGGUGCCUUACGAUACUUGUAUGAAGAUGUGAUGAACCCAGGACUCAAUGAGACAUUUGUGGCGAUUCCUGCUUACGCUGCUGGAAACACUGACACCAAGGCUUACUGGGACUUGACUGCAAAUAUUUACAGAUAUCUGCCAUAUAUUGGAAUUGUUGAAGGCGAAGACGAAGUUGCACGAGGAAUACACUCCCUCAAUGAGUGGUCUUCCAUCUCUGGGCAUAUGGCCACCAUUAGUUUCUAUUAUUACUACUUACAGAUCGUGGAUCAGAUUGCUGAUGAUACAUUAAUUUCUCAAUAGAAUAUACUACUUUCUUAUCCGAAAGUAGCGUUGUUUCAAUAUUAAAGAUGAGUGCAUUAGGGGUAAAUUAAUUACCCUAUUCAUGUGGUUAGACUGUUUUACAAACUGUCAAGUUAGGGGCUAAUCAUCUGAUGAUAACGAACCUAUGACAGUACCUAUUAAAUAGUCUAUAUCGUAUGUGAAAGUUUAGGUUAAUCAAUAAUGUUGCCAUUUGA
This is a messenger RNA of Yamadazyma tenuis ATCC 10573, 1951 nucleotides long. The record is from RefSeq and is a predicted model, not a curated record. Lineage: Eukaryota; Fungi; Ascomycota; Pichiomycetes; Serinales; Debaryomycetaceae.